Messenger RNA from Dioscorea cayenensis subsp. rotundata (Guinea yam), 3749 nucleotides. RefSeq names its product putative disease resistance RPP13-like protein 1. Gene Ontology annotation, biological process: defense response to other organism. NCBI's taxonomy places the organism in Eukaryota, Viridiplantae, Streptophyta, Magnoliopsida, Dioscoreales, Dioscoreaceae. The record is from RefSeq and is a predicted model, not a curated record. Bases 31 to 3267 code for a protein of 1078 amino acids. The transcript has 3 exons. Gene Ontology annotation, molecular function: ADP binding.
ACUUCACUGAGAAUAGCUCUGUCUGUGGCCAUGGCCUUCUUGUCAUCUAUCCUCCAAAUUACUAGCAGGUUAGUUACUGCUUUUAGAGGAUCACCUUCUUCUUCUUCUUCAUCAUCAUCAUCAGAUAAUCAGAAAGUUAUUGAGGAUGAGUUGAAAGGGUUGGAAAUGAUACUAUGGAAUAUUGACUCAGUUCUUGAGGAUGCUGGGCGAAGAGAGAUUAGAGAUGCAUCAGUGAGGCUCUGGCUUAAGGAACUUAAAGGCAUCGCUUAUGAUGGCGAGGAUGUCCUUGAUGAGUAUGAGUAUGAGUUGUUGCGGUGUCAAGUGGAGAGCAGAAAUGCUGCUGCUGCUGCUGCAGCAGCAGCAGCAAGGAUUUCUCGCAAAAGAAAACAUGUGGAUGAUGAGGAGGAGGAGGAGCAAGUAUAUUUUUCACUGCCUUCAAUUAUCCCAAGAGGGCCAUCAUUUCCAAAUCAUAUGCUUGAUAGGAUUAGGAAAAUCAGAGAGAGGUUUAGUGACAUUGAAAAGGAUCGGAAUGCAUUGAGUUUAAGAGAACUCGGUCCAAGACGGUAUAAUUCUGAUGAUGAUGAUGAUUCUAUCAAGCCACCGCCACCUAGUUCCUCUGUAGAUGAAUCACGUGUAUUUGGAAGGGAUAGUGAUAAAGAAAAGCUCGUUGAGCUACUAUUUUCUGAUAUGAAUUGCAAAUUCUCGGUCAUUUCCAUUGUCGGUAUAGGAGGAUUAGGGAAGACAACACUAGCUCAACUUAUUUAUAAAGAUCAAAGAGUUCGGGGAUACUUUGAUUUGAAAGGAUGGGUAUAUGUCUCAUUGCAUUUCGAUGUUUUACGGCUAACUAAGCUAAUCAUAGAGACACUGAGUGGCCAACAAUCCUGUGCUUUUAUUGAGCUCGAUAAGCUUCAGUCUGUUUUAAGUGAGAGUGUGGAAGGAAAGAAGGUCCUCCUUGUUUUAGAUGACAUUUGGAAUGAAGAACAGAGCCCUUGGCAGUUGCUACAAGCCCCCUUCACCAAUGCUGAUAUUGUUAGGAUAAUUGUGACGACACGAAAUAGCUCAGUUGCCCGAGUCAUGCAAACAGGAACUUCACCUUAUAAACUCGGGCUUUUGUCAGAGGAACAAUCUUGGUUACUGUUCAAACUUUAUGCAUCCGCAGACAAAGAACCAUUGUUGCAAUUUGUAGACAUUGGCAAACAGAUAGUCAAGAAAUGUAAUGGCUUACCAUUGGCAGUUAAGGCACUUGGAGGCAUUCUUCGAUAUGAGAUAGAGGAAAGCAGUUGGUGGGAUGUUCUCCAAAGUGAUCUAUGGGAAUUGGAUGAAGCUCAAGCUGAGAUUCUACCUGCAUUGAAAUUAAGCUAUAGCAGAAUGCCGUCAUACUUGAAACCUUGCUUCUUGUUCUGUUCCAUGUAUCCAAAAGCUCACUUGUUCAGUAAAGGCAAACUAAUCAGGAUCUGGAUGGCACAAGGUUAUAUUCGUGUCAAAGAGAACAAAAUAAUUGAGGAUGUAGGAGAGAAUUACUUCAAUGAGUUGCAGCAGAGAUCAUACUUCCAAUUAUACCAGAACCCGCACAUGCAGUUAAGUACAGGGAAUGAGCAUGAAUGGUAUGUAAUGCAUGAUAUGAUUCAAGAUCUUGCACACUUUAUAUCAGAAAAUGAGUGUCUCUCGAUCAAUAUAAGCGAAGGUCAAGCUGUGCGCCACGAAAUCUCUGAUAAAGUUCGGCACCUGAAUGUGAUGCACCUAUCAACAAUGGAUUUAGAGCUAGCAGAGCUUGUGUCAUUGAAAGAACCAAACUAUUUACGAACAUUUGAUUGUCUUGACAUCAGAUAUAUUGACAGAAGUGAAAGUUUGCUUGUCAAGUUUGGAAGAUUGAGAGCAUUGGAUUUAGAGUUCGCAAGGCCACAAGAAUUACUCUCUUCGAUCGGAAGCUUUAAGCAUCUUCGCUAUCUGUUUGUGAAAAACAAGAUGAGAUGGGAGGCAUUGCCAGAGCGUGUAUGUCAGCUCUAUAACCUGCAAACUUUAGACUUGAAGAACUGUAUGCUUCAUGAGGUUCCUAGUGAAAUCGGCAAUCUAAUUAACUUGAGAUGCCUUGCUCUCUCUUCAUUUUCUGUUGUUCAGUUGCCUGAAUCAAUUGGAAACCUUCACAAUUUGCACACUUUGGAUCUGCAAUCAUGUUACAGGCUUCAAAAACUGCCUCAAGGGAUAUCAAACCUCGUAAAAUUGCGGCACUUGUUCUUCCCCAGCGAUGCUAAACUACCUCAAGGGAUUGGGAAACUAACUAAUCUUGAAACUCUGGAGUAUUUCAGAGCUGGAAAAGGUGAUUCAAUUGAAAAGCAUUGUGGUAUUGAAGAGUUGAAGAACUUGGUGAAUAUCAAAGGAAAGCUUUGCAUAUCAGAGCUCGGAAAACUGGUUUCUGUGGGCAGUGUCAUUGCAGGCAACCUUAAAACUAAGUCCAAAUUGAAGGGUCUGCAACUGAACUGGGGGUAUCUUCAGCAUCCAUACAAGGACAACCUAUGCAGUGAGGAGUUGAAUUUUUCAGUGCUGGAGAGACUAGAACCACACCACGACCUCUUGAGCUUGAAAAUAGAGGGUUACAAAGGUUUAGAUUACCCUGCAUGGCUUGGUGAUCCAUCCUUCACCAGAUUAACCAGCAUUGACUUCGAUUUCUGCAAACAAAUCCAAGAUUUCCCUUGGUUAACGGCAAGACUACCUUCACUCACUAAACUUUAUUUCAAUGAAAUUAAAAUAAUGAAAUCAGUUGCCCAUGAAGGACAAGAGGUUUCAUUCCCUUCACUUGAGGUGUUGUCCUUCUCACACAUGCGAGAAUGGGAUAACUGGAGUUCAGUUAUGGAUAAAGAUUUUCCGAAGCUUAAGAGGCUCACCAUUCAAGCAUGCCCCAAGAUAUGUGAACUUCCAUCCUUUCAAUCACUUGUUAAUCUAACUCUUGCAUAUUGUGAGAAACUGAGGUCUGUCACUGUGCACGAAGAUGCUACAUGCCGAUCCAGGCUUAGUACGCUCCAUGUAUAUGAUUGUGCACAGCUAACAUCACUUGUGGGCCUGAAAUGUCUUAAUUCUCUCUCAGAGUUGGUAAUAGAAACUUGUUCUGAGCUCCGAUUCCAACCUGAUGAUUGUCUGCCGGUCUUGCCAAAAUACGUCAAGAUUUGCGAUAGGAAUGGUCCCAAGCACUGGUGUGAUGAACAUGGAUUCCAUUACAAGCAGUUUUGCAGUUUUGAUCUCCAUCCAAAGGAUGAAGCAGACGAAGCAUAAGAAGUAGAAGGAGCCUUCUUGGUGUUUAUUACACAGAGAGAGACUUUUUUCUUGAGAAGGCUUUUGAUUUUGCAGAAGUUGUGCGCAAUCCUGUCCAUGAUGCUGUUGAACUUCCCGGCCUCCAUAAUGCAAUCAAAGGGUCCGCUGACAUGUCCCAGUGCCAAUGAUGUUACUAUUUGGUGACCACAUCAACAAAUUUACACCAUAAUUCCUUGGGUGACCUUCUGUUGAAGAAUAAUCCAAGUUGGGUGACUAUAAAAUAGAAGUUCAUUAGCCAAAUGUAAAUAUGACAAUAGUUUGAUGACCCCUCAAGAUAUUUACCCAAUACAAUACAUUCUCAUGGGAGUUCUCUUGGGCCUAAUUCAUGUGCUAAACUAGCCCAAUUAUCAUAGGCCUAUUUCAUGUGUGAUUCCAUUAGGGAUGAAGCCGAACAGAAUUCUUGUGUCCAACUGUUGUUAACUUGUUAUCAUCCUAAUUCCAAG